AUGGCGCCGCAGCACAGGCUCCUCCUCCUCCUCCGCCUCUUCGUGAUCUUGGUCCUUCUGGGCUCCGCCUCCGCAGGUUACCAGGAAGAUGUCCCGCAAGAGUUUCAAGUCGCAGGCCAGGUUCUCUCUCUCUCUCUCUCUCUCUCUCUCUCUCUCUCUCUCUCUCGCUAGAGCAAUGACUUCAUUCGGAGUUCUUCAGGGCUUAUUGAGAAACCAGGCAUUGGGGGAAGGAUCCGUGUUGCGGCGGACGACCAUGGAAGUCGAGGACUAUCCUGGGUCGGGAGCAAACGACCGCCACGAUCCUCGGAACCCUGGGAGAAGCUGA
This is a messenger RNA of Spirodela intermedia, 325 nucleotides long. The record is from the annotation of a GenBank genome assembly. Lineage: Eukaryota; Viridiplantae; Streptophyta; Magnoliopsida; Alismatales; Araceae.